Messenger RNA from Harpia harpyja (harpy eagle), 1884 nucleotides. It is a transcript of the gene CCDC33, whose product is annotated as coiled-coil domain containing 33. Gene Ontology annotation, cellular component: peroxisome. The transcript is spliced from 16 exons. NCBI's taxonomy places the organism in Eukaryota, Metazoa, Chordata, Aves, Accipitriformes, Accipitridae. The coding region runs from base 102 to 1763 and encodes 553 amino acids. The record is from RefSeq and is a predicted model, not a curated record.
AGGUGCUGCUGCAGGGGCUGUCGGCCCCCCUGGCCGCCCCCCCCGGGGCCCUCGUCGCCGUGGCCAGAGUUGUGACCAAUGUUCAGGAGUACAAGCAUCGCAUGGAGAAGCACCCCACCUCCUGUCCCGGCAUCAGCCCCACCACCAUCACAUUCCCAGACCCUCCGGCAGCAGCCUUCAGCAUCGCCCCAGCUGCCAACCAUGGCUGCCCACAGAUGUCCCGACCAGCCAGGCCCCCAGAGCAGCCAACCUGGGACACCUCCUUCCUCUUCCAAGGCCGAGACAUGGCCACCAUCUUCUCCGAAGACACCGCCUUGGCGAUCGAAUAUUAUCCGUACAAAACCAUGUGGGAUGCUCCAGGCACCCUCAUUCCCGUGGGAUACUCGGUGCUGCCCCUCACCAGCCGUGUUUUCCGAGAGCUGGCGGCACGGAGCGGCAAGAUGCGUGUGGAUGGCCUCGCCGUGCAGGGCACAGACCUCAAAACCACGUCUGGGGCCAUUCCGACCGUGGGACUCUGCCUGCAGCUCCUUCGAUCGGAGAGACCGGCGGCGUUCCUGACCCCGUCGGGCAGCGAUGCCCUCCCCAGCCUGGACCCCGCCGCCACCAGCACGCUCGAGAGGGGUGAAGAGCUGCGGGCAGCCCCCGUGCGCCCAUUUUCUUGCCAGCUCCACCGAGAUGAUAUGUCCCUCCCAGCGGCCGAUGCCAUGGCCAGCAUCCUGCCUGGAAAGCAGCUGUUCCCGCACGGGACAGGAGCACCAUCGGAAGAGCGGAGAUCCCAAGAGAUCAUCGGGGACGAGCAGGAGCCGGUGAGUGCCGAGGAGACGGGAGGAGCUGGGGGCACUGGGGGGGACAGCAGUGUCCCCAGAGCGGGUCCUGGCUCCCGUGGGGACCGAAGCUCUACGCUGCCGGAGGCGAGCAGCUACCGUCUGGCGCUGAAGCGGCUGGCUGGGGACCUCCUGUCCCUGCGCCAGCACGUCACCAGCCUAGAGGUGGAGAACGGGCACCUACGGCGCAGCCUGGCCUCGCAGGAGGAGCUGGGCCACACUCUGCUUGCCGAUGUGGACCUGGAUGUCAUGACGCGGGAGGAGCUGCUGGACAGGCUCGCCACCCUCAAGCACAAGCUGGUGGCCGGUACGGCGGAGAUGAGGAGGCUGAAGGACCGUGUCCAACGGCUGCAGAACGAGCUGAUCCGGAAAAAUGACCAGGAGAAGGACCUGGUGCUGCUCCAGCGAGCCCACCGGCAGCAGCAGGCCGUGCUGAGGAGGUGCCAGGAGAAGGUGGCCAAGACAAAGAGCUUAGAGGAGACGGUGCGGCAGCAGGAGAAGGUGAUCGAGGCGAUGGAGCGGGUGCUGCGGGAGAAACUCGCCGGGGCGGGCAGGAGUGCUGAGAAGCCAGCGGGCGAAGCCCUCUCCGGGGAGGUGUACGCAGUGCUGCUGGCCGAGAACCGCAGGCUGCGGGACAACCUGGCAAGACCCCCCCACCUCUUGCCCCCCGUCAUCCUGCAGCCCCCAACCUUGCCGGGUGGUUUUGGGCGUGCGGAGAAGCUGUCUCUGCUGGCCAGGCUGGAGGAGGCGCAAGCCCAGAGGCGGGUGCUGGAGAGGCAGCUGGAGGAGGCGGCGAGGAGGUGGGGACGGGAGAAGCAGGAGCUCGGCACUCGGCUGCUGGAGCGGGAGCACGGCUUCCCCUACGCCCCCACCACGCACUUGCCGGCAAUCUCCACAGCCCCCCCGAGAAGACCCCAGCCCCUGGCCCCCCUGCCCUAGCCUGCACCUGGCGAGAGAGACGGAGAAACCUAAAACGCUGGCAAAAAAGGAGCCGGUGCUUUUUCGCAAGAUGAAAUUACAGAGUAAAUCAGAGGCAAAGCAAAACAUUAGAGGGUGUCGG